This is a messenger RNA of Polistes dominula (European paper wasp), 1226 nucleotides long. RefSeq names its product structure-specific endonuclease subunit SLX1 (gene slx1). NCBI's taxonomy places the organism in Eukaryota, Metazoa, Arthropoda, Insecta, Hymenoptera, Vespidae. Gene Ontology annotation, biological process: double-strand break repair via homologous recombination. Gene Ontology annotation, molecular function: crossover junction DNA endonuclease activity; 5'-flap endonuclease activity. The record is from RefSeq and is a predicted model, not a curated record. Gene Ontology annotation, cellular component: Slx1-Slx4 complex.
AUGUAAUAUUUUUUGUUUAUAUAUUUUCCUAUAAUCUAGGCCACGCGAAUGUUAUUUAUUGAAAUGAUGAAUUUAACUGUUUUACCAUAUGUUACUGUGUUUUCUAACGUGUUAAUAUUUAAUUGUGUCAAUAGGUGGCGUAGGAUGAUGAAGAGUAGUGAUUAAAAUGACUCAACUAACCUCAACUAACCUCAAUAUAAUUGAAGCUUAAACAAAAGAGCUGAAUGAAUAAAUAUUCAUAAGACGUAUUCAAUGGCAGGAAGAAAUAAUGGAAGAGACAGAAAUAGUGGAACACUUUUAUGGAGUAUAUUUAUUGUAUUGUUUGAAUCCAAAGUACAAAGGCAGAAUUUAUAUAGGUUACACCGUAGAUCCACAACGUAGAAUUAAACAGCACAAUGCCGGUAAAAAACACGGCGGUGCAUGGAGAACUAGCGAAAGAGGUCCAUGGAGUAUGGUGUUAAUAGUUCACGGCUUUCUUAACAGUACUUCUGCAUUGAGGUUCGAAUGGGCAUGGCAGCAUCCUCACGAGAGUCGACGUUUAAAACAUGUGCCGAAAAAGAAAUCAACUGAAAAAACGAUCGAAUUUUAUUUGAUGGUUCUCUCGGAAAUGCUCAAAGUCGGACCUUGGUAUCGUUUACCUUUAACAAUUCGUUGGCUGGACGAUAACUUUGCACAAUUGUAUUCCACUUCCUUUUCACCGCCUUUACACAUGCCAAUAUGUUACGGACAAGUUCUACCACGAAAGGUUACUAACAAAAGUCCAAUAAAAGAAAAUAAUCUACUCGUUUGUUCAAUUUGUGGAUUGAUCAGUGAAAAAGACAAUUCCAUUAGGUGUAUAAAACCGGACUGUCGACUGAUAGCACAUUUAAUUUGUUUAGCUAAGCGUUUUUCUACAGACGAUCAUAUUUUACCGAUCGAGGGUACAUGUCCUACCUGUAAUACUAACGUUCUUUGGGGUGACUUGAUAAAAAAGAUGAUCGGUUGUUAUCAAGAUAUACAAAGUAAUGUAAACGAAGACGAUUGUGUGCUCGUAAUUAGUAGCGACGAAGAUUAAUCAUGAACAAUAUGCAAAUAUAUUUGUUGUGCUAGAUAAACUAUAAAUUCUACUAUACAUACUACUUUAACAUGUAAUUAGCGCACGCGCGUAUCGCGUACCGCGUACCGCGUACCGUUAUUACUUUUGUCAUACGUGAUCAAAUAAUGCUGCACAUAUCAAUCGUGCUGUC